AUGGAGGACAACGCCGAGCUUGAAUCGUUUCGACGCCAGUGGCGAGAGGAAGUUGCACGCCGGACACUACAGAGCAGGCCUCGUACUAUACAACCGAAAUCGUCUGUAUCUUCUGCAGCCAGGCCCGGCCACUUCCCUCCUACUCGACAUGCGGCCUCGGAACGUAAAGAGGAGGAUGACGACCGAGAAGGGCCAAUAGCGUUUGAUCAGGGUGAAAUUGUCCAUGGUGUACCGCGAAGAGAACCUAGAUCCGCCUUAGAACACUUUGAACGAGCGGUAGAGAAAGAGGCGGAGGGCAAUUUGGGAGACAGCUUGCAGCAUUAUCGCAAGGCGUACCGAUUGGAUUCCGCGGUCGACAGGACGUACCGUAACAAGCAUUUUGCUGCUGCUUGGAAGAAAUCCACACAUGGUGCCCCGGAUACGUCAAUAUUGACUGGCGCUCCGGCAAGUGGUCAAGGUUCUCAAGAUGAACCAGUGGUACUACCUACUCCUGAGCUUAUUGCCUCUUUCGCCCAUCUGCCAAUUCCUCAGGCUGAGCCUGAAGUUGAAGAUACACCUCGGCCCCCAUGCCCUAUUGCGAACAUUCCAUCGGAGGUCCUGAUAGGGAUCCUUCAGCAUGUCGCGUUGAUGGACCCUGCAUCGUUUUGUCGGAUGGCUUUGGUCUGCAAGCGCCUGGCAUAUCAUUUCGCCCAUGAACAACACAUCUGGAAACGACUUUGUCAGGGUUCUGAGUUUGGCUUCAAGUCAAUGCAUUACUCAUUUGCUUGUGACAUUCAUGGCAAUCCAGAGUAUACUUUGGGGCAACGCUAUACGCCCUUUCCGUUCUCAGUACCCGUGCAGAUCCCUAAGCCGUUAUCCUCAUGGAGUCAAGUCUUUCAGAUGUUCCCCCGAAUUCGUUUCACUGGUGUAUACAUAAGCACAGUCAACUAUACUCGCCCGGGUGCCGCAUCCUCAUACCAGAAUAUAUCGUGGGACAGCCCCAUACAUAUCGUCACCUAUUAUCGAUACUUACGGUUCCACCCGGAUGGUUCAGUCAUUUCCAUACUUACAACGGUGGAGCCGUUGGAAGUUGUUCCUCACAUCAGUAAGGAGAAUGUGAAAGCUGCACGCGCAACAUCCUCUCAUCGGCAUCAUCAUCAACGUCAGACGUCCGAGCCAGGUAUCACUUUAGCUGGAGCCCCAGAACCGAUACCCCCAGUCGCCAUGUCCGCUUUGAAGGAAGCUCGUCGAGGACGCUGGCGUCUGAUUAAGCCCCUUGCCGCAUCUGAAUCUGAAGACGACAACCGUAUACCGUCGAUUUCAGACUGCCCGCCCUUCCCAGUCAAGACAUUAGACACCCCUGUCCUGGAUCCCAGAGAUGUCGUCAUUGAAACUGAAGGUGUGGGUUCGAAAUACACCUACACAAUGCAUCUGUCUCUCCGGUCGUCCGCUGCAGGGUCGAAGCCUGCCAACUCCACAGCCACACCGGCCAACACGUCAAAAAAUACGAAGCUUGUGUGGAAGGGAUUCUGGAGCCACAACAAGCUGACCGACGACUGGGCUGAGUUUGGGCUCCGCAAUGAUCGAGCAUUUGUGUUCCGAAGGGUUCGAGGUUGGGAUAUGUGA
Messenger RNA from Aspergillus thermomutatus, 1605 nucleotides. RefSeq names its product putative F-box protein (Pof7). The coding region runs from base 1 to 1605 and encodes 534 amino acids. Gene Ontology annotation, cellular component: SCF ubiquitin ligase complex. NCBI's taxonomy places the organism in Eukaryota, Fungi, Ascomycota, Eurotiomycetes, Eurotiales, Aspergillaceae. The record is from RefSeq and is a predicted model, not a curated record. Gene Ontology annotation, molecular function: protein binding. Gene Ontology annotation, biological process: SCF-dependent proteasomal ubiquitin-dependent protein catabolic process. The transcript is spliced from 3 exons.